CCAGGCAUGAAAAGAUCAAUUUUGCAUUAACUCCUAACAUUUAAUGCAGUCACCUACACACCCUCUUUCUUUUGAACUGCACAUUGCUCUACAUUCAAUACCCUCUCUACCACCUCCACCACCCCAAAUUCAUCACAACCACAGCCUCCUAUGGGUUUUGUAUGAUUUCAUCUGGGUAAUGGUUAUCUUGGUUUUGUUUUGAGAUUAUCUGGAGUUGUAGUGUCGUUUUGACUUUCUGUUGGUCAACGGAAGAUGGGUUUUGUACUUUUGUUGGAUGUUUGUGAAGCAAGAUCUGACAAUCUUGGAUUUGGAAGUUUGUUUCGUGGGAAUUAAUGAUUGUUUUUGUUUGGAUUAUGUUUUUUGUCAAGUGAAUAUAUAAAUAAUGGGGAGUUUAAGGUUUUCUGUUGAGGAUUUGAGGCUACAAACACUAGUGUUUAUAAUGGUUGCAUUUGAUUUAAAUGGUGUAGUGAUUGGUCUUGGUUCAAUGUCUUCAAUUGCUAUAUCUUAUGGUGAAUAUGGUACUGCCUUUUGUGGUCUAAAAUCAGAUGGGUCUCAUCUUGUCACAUGUUACGGUUCGAAUUCGAAGAUCAUUGGUUCGACCCCUGCGCGAACGCAGUUUAGGGGUUUAACAGCUGGGAAUGGGUUUGUUUGUGGGCUUUUGAUGAAUAAUAGUCGGCCGUUUUGUUGGGGGAUAAGUGGUUUUAUAGCCAUGGGUGUCCCGAAACCCAUGGCUGAGUUCGCUGAGUUCGUUGAACUCAGCGCUGGAGACCAUCAUUUAUGUGGUCUCCGGAAACCCCUAAUGGGCAAGCAAAGAGACACUUCGCUUGUUGAUUGUUGGGGUUAUAAUAUGACCAAGAGUCACGUUUUCGACGGUCAAAUCCAGUCGGUUUCCGCUGGCUCCGAGUUUAACUGCGGGUUGUUUUCACAAAACCGCAGCACGUUUUGUUGGGGGGACGAGACUAGUAGUGGCGUGAUUACCGGUGUACCGAAGAACGCUAAGUUUCGGAAAAUAUCCGCUGGUGGUUAUCAUGUUUGUGGGAUAAUUGAAGGUAUCGACUCGAAUGUGUUGUGUUGGGGGGCGAGUUGGGAGUCCCAAGAGGAACUUGUGAUGGCAUUGGCUCGCCAGGGCCAAGUCAACGUUGACUUAGCCCCGCUCGAUCCAAUGCUUUCCGUAGUUGGAGGACGGUUUCAUGCUUGUGGUAUUAAAAGCUAUACUCAUGAGGUGGUUUGUUGGGGUUUUCGGGUCGAUACAAGCACACAGCCCCCAAAAGGGGUCCGGCUUUAUGAAAUCGCCUCAGGGGACUACUUUUCGUGUGGUGUCGUGGCUGAUAAAUCGCUUUCACCGGUUUGUUGGGGUGCCGGUUUUCCAACAUCGUUGCCACUAGCUGUUUCUCCAGGAGUAUGCCGAUCAAACACGUGUGACAACGGAUUUUACGAGUAUAACAAUGGAACCUCGCCAUGCAAGUCUGCAGGAUCACGGGUUUGUUUACCGUGCAGCAACGAAUGCCCGUCUCAAAUGUAUAAAAAAUCCGAAUGCACGAAAGACGCUGAUCGAGUUUGCGAGUAUAACUGCUCAAACUGCACCACGAUCGAGUGCUCUUCAAACUGUUCGUACACCGACAAGAAAACUGAAAGAUUUUGGUCGUUACAGCUGCCCGUGAUCGUCGGUGAGAUCAUUUUCGGGGUGCUGUUAGUGAUUGUCGUAUCAAUUACCGCUAUCUUUUACGUACGUUACAAGUUAAGAAACUGUAAAUGCACAGCGAAAGGCGUUAAAUACAUGAAGAACAACGCGUUCCAGAAAGACGGAGGAAAGAUUCAACCCGAUUUAGACGAAUUAAAGAUCCAACGAGCUCGAGUCUUCAGUUACAGCGAACUUGAGCGAGCAACAGGAGGGUUUACGGAAGAAUCACAAGUCGGAAAAGGUAGUUUUUCGUGUGUUUUCAAGGGGAUUUUAAAAGAUGGCGUUGUUGUUGCUGUGAAACGUGCGCUUCUUUCGCCCGAUAUGAAGAAAAACUCGAUGGAGUUUCAUAACGAACUCGAUUUGUUAUCGAGAUUGAAUCACGCGCAUUUACUUAAUCUACUUGGAUACUGUGAAGAAGGUGAACAACGGUUGCUUGUUUACGAGUUUAUGGCUAACGGGUCACUGCAUCAACACCUUCACGGACAGCCUAACUCGUUAAAAUCACAGUUAGAUUGGGUUAAACGUGUUACGAUAGCGGUUCAAGCUGCUAGAGGCAUCGAGUAUUUACACGGUUACGCGUGUCCGCCAGUGAUCCACCGCGACAUUAAGUCGUCGAACAUACUCAUAGACGAAGAACACAAUGCACGAGUAGCUGAUUUCGGACUAUCGUUAUUAGGUCCCGCGAAUAGCAGCUCGCCGUUAGCCGAGCUGCCAGCUGGAACCUUAGGGUAUCUAGAUCCCGAAUACUACCGACUACACUACCUCACGACUAAAUCGGAUGUAUACAGCUUCGGUGUUUUGCUUUUGGAAAUUCUCAGCGGCCGAAAAGCGAUAGAUAUGCAGUUCGAAGAAGGAAACAUUGUCGAAUGGGCAGUGCCGUUGAUUAAAUCAGGCGAGAUCCACACGAUUCUCGACCCUGUUUUACCUGCGCCGUCAGACAUGGAGGCGUUAAAAAAGAUCGCUAACGUAGCGUGUAAAUGCGUACGCAUGCGCGGUAAAGAGCGUCCGUCGAUGGACAAAGUAACGACCGCGUUAGAACGUGCGUUAGCAGUGUUAAUGGGAAGUCCGAGUAACGACCAACCGAUUUUACCAACAGAGGUUGUGUUAGGAAGCAGCCGAAUGCAUAAGAAGUCAUCGCAACGGUCAUCGAAUCGGUCUGAAAUGGAAGGCGAUGUGUCCGCGGAGACGGAGGAUCAACGGACGGAGUUUCGGGCUCCUUCGUGGAUCACGUUUCCGAGUGUAGCGUCGUCGCAGAGGCGGAAAUCGUCGGUUUCGGAAGCGGAUGUUGUGGAUCCUAAGGUUUCUGAGAACAGAACAGUUGGUGAUGGAUUGAGGAGGUUGGAAGAAGAGAUUGGGCCUGCUUCUCCUCAACAACAUAUGUUCUUGCAGCAUAACUUUUGAGUUGUUAAUUAAUUAAUGGAAGUGAAAUUACUACAGAUUGAUUUGUGAAAUCAUGGAUUGAAAGGUGUUUGUGGAAACUAAUUUUUUGUUAAUUUUAUUGCAUUUAGUAUGAAGCACAAA
Helianthus annuus (common sunflower) is the source of this 3202-nucleotide messenger RNA. RefSeq names its product serine/threonine-protein kinase-like protein ACR4. Gene Ontology annotation, molecular function: protein binding; protein kinase activity; ATP binding. The coding region runs from base 383 to 3082 and encodes 899 amino acids. NCBI's taxonomy places the organism in Eukaryota, Viridiplantae, Streptophyta, Magnoliopsida, Asterales, Asteraceae. Gene Ontology annotation, biological process: protein phosphorylation. The transcript is spliced from 2 exons. The record is from RefSeq and is a predicted model, not a curated record.